AUGUUAAUUUUCCUCUUUGUUACUAUCAAAGAGUCAACCGCUAAUCCUUUGCUUAAACGUGGUGCAGAGAAAAAAUGUUACGAUUACGUCUUUGCGACAUCAACAUUUUGCGAUGGUAAAUUUAGCG
Messenger RNA from Racocetra persica, 127 nucleotides. NCBI's taxonomy places the organism in Eukaryota, Fungi, Glomeromycota, Glomeromycetes, Diversisporales, Gigasporaceae. The record is from the annotation of a GenBank genome assembly.